UCGAAAACCCCAGAUUCCUUUAUUCAUUCUCAAUUCUUUCACUCGUAAAUUCUCUCUCUCCUUCUCUCUCUCUCUCUAGGGCUCCUCUUUCCACUAUCUCUCUGUCUGCAGUUUACAGAACUGUGCAGUGUGCUGCGUCGAGCUCUCUCAAAGUAUAUACCGUACGUGUGAUCAACGAAAGGAGUCAAAGACAGAUUUUCAGCUGAUUCAACAGUUCAACUUUGAAUCUCCGUGUAAAGUUCCGUUCUCAGCUAGACCGCCGAUUCGACUCAGUAACUCGGCUCGAAACUUCCUCCGUUUCGUGGAAGCAAAGUAUUCAACAGUACUAUUAAUUUUGCCUGAGUUUGGGAGGGAGCAUAUAAAAUAUAUUUGUUGAUUCGAUUCCACGAUAAUGAGCUCUCUAUCAUUGAAACGGCGAAUCAGAUUCGGUUUGACCUCCGCCGUGUUCGCGUUCUUCUUCCUUCUCUUAAUCAUUGGACCGGUUUUUUUUACAGGAAAACCAAUUGGUCUUAAUUUCAUGGCGGAAGCAAAUUCAGCUGUCACUGGGAACACAAAUUUUGGUCCUCAUCGCAAGCUUCUUAAACAAGGUAACCAAGUGGAAACUAACAGAAUAUGGGGUGACAAGUGUUCAAAAACAGAUAUAGUGAUAAAUCAGGGACCCACAGCACCUCUACCCAGUGGAAUACCAACAUAUACAGUGGAGAUUAUGAAUGUCUGUGUCUCUGGCUGUGAUAUCUCAGGCAUCCAUCUCAAAUGUGGCUGGUUCAGCUCUGCUCGCCUUAUUAACCCUCGGAUAUUCAAGCGCCUACACUUUGACGAUUGUCUGGUCAAUGAUGGGAAGCCCCUUAUUAAUGGACAUACUGUUUCCUUCCAAUAUGCCAACACUUUUCGUUACCCACUUUCAGUUUCCUCCGUUAUAUGCUGAUAUACUUGCUGGGUCUAAUAACAUACACUAACACUUCUUAAAAGCAAAAAACAUGAUUUUAACAGAGCUGAUUGCCUUUAGGGGAUUCCUAUUGUUCUUUUUUUGGGCUUUAGACAAUUGCUUUUGAUGGACGUGGCCGUGCUGAGUGCUGACUGAUUGUGGCUGUGUUAAAGGAAGAACCACAAUUGUCUUUCUCUGACUCCAUAGGAAAUCUUGUUUUGGGAUGCUCUGACAUUUUGUUCAUAUCAGAGUGACCUACUGAGGAAAAUAUAGUGUAGCAGUAAUUUCUGGGUUUUGAAUGUAAAGUAUACAACUCUUUUGAGUGGUUGAGCAGUAAAGAUGCGCAAAAUGAAUGUCCUGCAAUCUCGUUCGUUUUGCUUGACAA
This is a messenger RNA of Nicotiana attenuata, 1310 nucleotides long. Its product is annotated as protein TAPETUM DETERMINANT 1-like. Gene Ontology annotation, biological process: cell fate determination. The transcript has 4 exons. The record is from RefSeq and is a predicted model, not a curated record. Bases 392 to 925 code for a protein of 177 amino acids. NCBI's taxonomy places the organism in Eukaryota, Viridiplantae, Streptophyta, Magnoliopsida, Solanales, Solanaceae.